Metschnikowia bicuspidata var. bicuspidata NRRL YB-4993 is the source of this 591-nucleotide messenger RNA. RefSeq names its product mitochondrial 54S ribosomal protein mL57. Bases 1 to 591 code for a protein of 196 amino acids. Gene Ontology annotation, biological process: RNA processing; mitochondrial translation. Gene Ontology annotation, cellular component: mitochondrial large ribosomal subunit. Gene Ontology annotation, molecular function: ribonuclease III activity; structural constituent of ribosome. The record is from RefSeq and is a predicted model, not a curated record. NCBI's taxonomy places the organism in Eukaryota, Fungi, Ascomycota, Pichiomycetes, Serinales, Metschnikowiaceae. The transcript has a single exon.
AUGCAGCCCCGCCUCGCCAUCCGCAAGGACCCCGCUCGGGUGCUCGCCGUGCACUCGGGCCACACCUACGAGCCCUCCGACGCCACGUUGCUGCACAUCAAAACGUUCCUCCUGGACAGGUACGCCGUGCCGGACGACUUGGCCUUGCAGGUGCUCACGCACAAGUCGUUUGCGGCCGGCAUGAAGCCCUACAACGAGAAGUUGAGCACCUUGGGCUCCAAGUUGGCCAACUUGUUCUUGGGCAAGUACGUGCUCGAGCACCGCACGCACAACGACACCGCCGUCGCCGGCAUGAACUUGGACGUGUUGGGCACGCCCAUGGCCAAGGAGUUGGCCGGCCGCAUGGCGCUCGGCGUGUUUGCCAAGAAGCGCGACUUGAGCCGCGUCAUGUUCUGGAAGUCCUACAACCACCUGUUGUCGUUCGAGGCCAGCGGCGAGUUGAAGGUCAGCGCGCAGAUGGUGUACGCCAUGAUCGGCGCCGUGGCCUUCGUGCACGGCAAGGCCGCGGCAGAGGCCUUUGUCCGCGAGAAGUUGUUGUCCGGGCCCGACUCCAUCGAGCACAUUGCGGCAGAGUUUCUCGCCCGCAGCUGA